UGCAGAUUAUUGCAGACUAAGCAGUCUGGCUUUGCAGCAGCACAAGCAGAGGCUCUGGGAAACUAGCCAGAGCCCAUCAGAAUUAGCUCCUUAUUUCAGAAUAUACACGCCGAACAAAGCCCUGCCUUGGGCAGAGGGAAGGCAGGCACAGACUUUCUUGCCCCCUUUCUUCUAGGGCUGCACUUCUUCGAAGUACAGGCAUUUCUCCCUAGGAGAGAUCCCUGAAACAAAAUGCCCCCCUUAAAGCCUCCCCUUUGCUAACUAUGUAGAACUAAGGAGGGAGAGUGGAAGCAGUGAACAGGGGCGUCUGCCUAUUGUUCUCCUUGUGCAAAUGGCCACAGAGCAGUCCCUUGACUGCUGUCAGAUUGUUAAAAUGGUCUCUCGGCCAAGUUUAACAAUCUGCAGUAGUUGGGACCCUUAUGAAACCAAACUGAGAGAUGGGAGAUUUCCUGAGGGCUAUCUCCCAUUCUCUAAAGAGGUCAGCAGUAAGGAGAACAGUGAGACGGAUACAUCCCUGACUAAAGAAAAUGGCUACGGACAUCAUGUCACUGAAAUUAAUUACCUCUUCCCUUUUUAAUCAUAUCGCUUCCAUGUGUAGUGCAUUUUUGUUUAUGGUUCUUGAUACAGUCACAAUGUCAUAUAUUGGGAUACGUUCCUGUUUAAAUCAUCGUGUGUAAGAAUCUCUGGGACUCUGAGCCUUGCUUUAGAGAAUUUCAAUGGACAAAGCAUUACAUAAAUCAUUUUAACAGUCUAGGUAAGGUAAAUAUCUUCACACUGUGAAUCCAUGUUUACACACAGUACAGGUGGGCCUUGUGGCCUGUUUCUACCACAGCAAUGUCUUCCUCAGCUCAAACACCCCAGUUCACAAAUACACCGGUAAGACUUACUCUUUUCCGCUAAUACAAUGUCAAUACCGUAUCCUCGCAGAGGCUAAGAGUCCCCCUCUUAUUAUGUAUUCCUUUCACUUAGAUGUAGCAUACCUGUUAGUUUCUUUUUAUUCAUUGUCUGUAUAUCUCUAUAUUUUAUCCAUGUACACUUUUAAUGUAUAGAAAUAGUUGUUUGAAAUACAUUGUUUCCUUGUGGUAAGUGACAGAGAAGCUGCCACGGGAUAUGAGACACUGAUGAAUGGUGCUAUUUUGGACUUUUAAACAUGCUCCUUGGCAAGGUAGCUCUGAUGGGAGUUUUUUUUUUCUUUCAUGUUCUAAGAAGGUGUUGGUAUUUUUUUUUCCUGAUUGUUGUUCUUUAGGCGGGACUGAUUUUAUACUUUUGUCUUUAGUGUGGCUUUUUAAAUAUAGUCUUCUAGGGGUAAAUAACUAACUAAGCAGUGACAAAAGUUGUUUUUUUUUCCCCCCCAAGUUCCUUUUAAUUAUUCUGGGUAGAUUCACCAACAAAAAUGUUAUAGUGGGAGCAAACACAAAAAUGUAAUUUAGCUAAAUAUUUUAGAUAUGUCGGAUUUGUAUAUUAGAGAAAAAUAGCAAUAACGUUUCACUGUGUAGGAAACUCCACUUUGUUUUUUUUAGAAGGCACUUAUGUUAAAAAGUGAGGGAGGGUAGGUUUCUAAAUGUCCUGUGUUUAUGGCAGUUAUUACUUUUAAGAGCGAGGCAGCUGGUAAUAUUUUUAAGAUGGGGAAAUUGAUAGAAAACACUGAUAAUUUCUAAGUGUUACACUUUUAUUCUUGCUCUCAGUGACAAAACCAACUAAUAACCUACUCACGAAAUGCUGUUGUGUUAGACACAAUCUGGAAGCCCACCUUAACUUUUUUGUUUCGUAUACCUACUUUUUUAGCUCUUCCUUCACAGUGCAGACUAUGCUCUGAACUGACUUAGCUUUUGACUGUUAAAUACAAGUGCAUGCUUUGCUUCCUCCUUUUUUUCUUUUAUUUCCUGUUUUUGAGUGUCAUAUUGUAUAAUUAGAAGCUAUCGACUGUGCUGUAUAUAAUAGAGCAAUUAAUCAGUAUUAUGCAGUUGUGGAAUUUAUGUAUGGUUGCAAUUGUGUAUUGAUAAAAAGGCAAGCUUUUGUAAUAAUGUGAUCUUUAAUGAUGCACUACACGUACCCAAUGUAUUUUAACUAUUUUAGUAGAAUUUGGUCAAUAAAUAUGCAAGCUCUAACCAUUUUAAACUGUG
Spea bombifrons (plains spadefoot toad) is the source of this 2123-nucleotide messenger RNA. Its product is annotated as neuronal regeneration-related protein-like. Gene Ontology annotation, cellular component: nucleus; cytoplasm. The record is from RefSeq and is a predicted model, not a curated record. The transcript is spliced from 4 exons. NCBI's taxonomy places the organism in Eukaryota, Metazoa, Chordata, Amphibia, Anura, Pelobatidae. Bases 332 to 577 code for a protein of 81 amino acids. Gene Ontology annotation, biological process: axon regeneration; regulation of transforming growth factor beta receptor signaling pathway; regulation of neuron differentiation.